CCGGCCUCCAUCCAACCACCAGCCUCCCCCCUCCACCGGCCUCAGGCUGGCACAAAGUCAGUGGAGCCCACACCCAGGCCUUGCUGCAGGCGGGCAUCAUCAGCAAGCGGGCAUCAACCUACCACCAGCCGGCGAGCUUCAAUGGAAGCCUCUGUUUUAUGAAUCCAUCUCACUGUGUAGAAAGCAGAGUGGCACUCGCAAAGCGGGAAAGUACAAACAAGAUGGAAGCAUCUUCAGAGGCAGAGGAGGUUGUGAUGGUCACACCUAUUCCAGAUUCCACACCAGCCCCUCAACAAAUAUUAGGAAUAGAAGGAUCAACAGUCCUGGUCCUAAUUCAUUCCAAAGAGCUCAUUCUUAAAUGUUUGACCGAAAAGCUGAUGGGGCAGAGAAUGGUGGAUCCAAAAUACCGAUGGACUGGUCCCAUAGGCUUGAUAACCCAAGAAUCACAAAGAUUUAUUUUAACUGAUGAAGGAAAUCUGGAGUUUUUUAACAUUCAUGGAAGUGACUCUGGGAAUUAUAUUUGCACUAUCGCCUAUGCCCGUGGAGAUAGGCAUAUAACCACAGAGAUUCAUUUCCUUGUCUAUGUGUAUCAUACCCCAGGGAAGAGCAUAAAUCUCUCAACUGAAUUUGAAACGGACACAUGUGAAAACAACGUCAUUGCAUCAUUUGAAAAACGCCUGUUGAAAAACUUAGAGGCCCUGGUCCACGACUUGCACUGUGAGAUAAGAGAGUGGAAUUCCCAAUGCCAUUCUGCUUCAGACGCGAUGUCUCUGUUAACCCACAGGCUGACAUUUAUGUUUGUAGUUUUUCCUUUCGCACUGGCCUACGAAGAUUUCUGUGAGAACUCUGACUGUUCCAAUUCUACCAACUACAUCAAAAAGGCCUACGCGACGAUCGAAAAGUCCCUCGAGGACCGGGCUUUGGACUCGGUUGGUGGUCCCAAGAUAAGUUAUGUUCUCGGAUCUCUAACUGGCACCAAAGUGGAUCACUGCAAACCGGGAUUUGGAAAAAAUACCCAGGCAAACGUCAGCAGAGUGUGUCCAGGAUGCUGUGUGGCCUGUCCACCUGGUAGCUACAGUGCCAGGCUUGAAACCACCUGUACUCUGUGUGCUGCUGGAUCUUACAAUAAGAACUACGGGCAGACUUCAUGUAAGCCCUGCCCGGGUGAGCAGUCUAGUGACCGAAGAGGAUCCCAGGCGGAAAAGGAAUGCCACAGAACUCUGCCCAUCUGGGCCGUGAUCUUAAUUUCCUUUCUGGGGACCGGCCUUAUCUUAGCGGCAUCUUGGAUAAUGGUGCCGAAAUGCCGCGGCAGAAAAUCAAUUCCCCGGAACGUCGAAGAGACGGGAUCCGAGCUUAAAAGUCGGCGGAAAACACUUGCACGUGUCGCGAAUGCCGCCGCAAUUCAGGAACAGAGAAACAGAUUGAAAGAACCACCAGGCCGCUACAAGAGAAACCGGUCUCUGAAACGCUCGGCCAACUCCCUCGCGGAGGAGUCCGUCGGCCUCCUCAGCCACGGGAAGGAAGAAACAAGCCCCGGUCCAGGUUCAAGUCCAGAUCUGGAGCCCAGGCUCUGGCAAGGCCCGAGGAAGAGCUUCGAGGAAGCCAACCCCUUGGGGAAAAUCUCCCGCUCCGUCUCCAAAGGGACGACGAAUCCUGGGCAUGGGAUUCCCGGCGGUCCUCGGGACCCCCGCGGUCGCCACGGCCGCCCUGGGCCUUGACCGCCGUGAUGUCUGAAUGAUUCCCGGAUCCCGUCUGGAAAAGGGUUUGCCCCGCUCCGCCCUUCGCCGGCUCACAGAGUCUCCUGCUCGAGGCUGCCCGGACUGCUCCCCGGGGGCCUCGGGGGUCCGAUUUCCAAGAGCGGUCUAAAGCUAGUGGGAAAAAUCCACGUUGUUUUGGUUUAAAAAUGAAAGGCAUCAGAAUUCAAACCAGGCCUCCCGACCCUACUUCAAACCGAGGGGAAUGAGGUUGUUUAUUCAACGACCGUGUCUGUUUCAGGAUAAUGGCUCCCGACGAUGUUAAGUAAUUCCUACUUUGUAAUGCGACUAUAAAGUCUAAAUUACAAUAGCACGGCAGGCUUUCAUUACUGUAAAGAGAAUAUAAGGCUAAUUUUUGUUUUAUAA
Messenger RNA from Ornithorhynchus anatinus (platypus), 2120 nucleotides. Its product is annotated as zona pellucida-binding protein 2-like. Gene Ontology annotation, biological process: acrosome assembly; binding of sperm to zona pellucida. Gene Ontology annotation, cellular component: zona pellucida receptor complex; acrosomal vesicle; extracellular region. Lineage: Eukaryota; Metazoa; Chordata; Mammalia; Monotremata; Ornithorhynchidae. The transcript has 10 exons. Bases 159 to 1718 code for a protein of 519 amino acids. The record is from RefSeq and is a predicted model, not a curated record.